UAGCGGUUCAUUGUAGUCAAUGAACCACUUGUUUUAAAACCGGCUUAUCCUUGCGGGAAGUGCGCGCGGGAGGUCUCCAAUAUAUACAUAUAUUUCUAUUUUUACUCUCCCGAAAUUUUUUUAUAUAAUGAACAUAGACCUAGUUGCCCGUUUCAGAAACUGAUUAUCAAUUUGUGAGUAAUUCCCAUAACAUUUGCGAACAGAGACGCGUAAACAACCAUGACAUUUUUAUUGGGUGUUUUGGGUGUUAUUGUUAGUAUUCUACUGGAAGCUGAAGGGGCUACAACUGAACGCAACUCCAAUUUAACUCCACCUACACGGCAACAAUGCGACUUAAGUCUUCUGGAAAACCGACUCCAAUUGAUAGAGGAGCAUCUGAACGAGAAGUUUAACGGACUGAGGCGGGAUAUUUGGAGUAGCUCCCGGUCAAUCGAACAACAGACCGCAGCCACCAGGAAUGUCGUGGAAGAGUUACGAAGAGGAAUCGGUACGGAAAGAGAAAGACUUCGUCGCGACCCCCAUCUACAAUCCCAAAGUACCGAUCUUAGCCAAAAACUAGAACGAGAACUUCAAACAGUUAUAUUAUCACUCAGGCUACUAACGUCCGAAGUAGCCGUCAUAAGGGAGAAUGUUUCAAAAAUCGUAAAUUCCACUAAUGCCAUGAAAGACCGCCAUAAUAUAGAAUCCAACAUCCAGCAAAUAUUCAAGCCAUCAUCAUCAAAUGCCGUACCUUCAAACUGUCAGGAAAUUAGGCAGAAUAACCCUGGGGCCGCCUCAAGUAUUUACUUGGUCCAUCCGAGGGGUAGUAAUGAAUCUUUCUUUGUGUAUUGCGACAUGGAGGCUCAAGGGGGAGGAUGGCUCACCAUACAUAAUCGCUUCACUGGAGAGCAAGAUUUUUAUCUGGAUUGGCUUCGUUAUAAAAUCGGAUUUGGAAAUGUUGCUGGGGAACAUUGGUUGGGGUUAGAGCAUAUUUAUGAGAUAACAGGAAAGGAAAUCCAUGAGCUGCUUAUUCAACUAGUGGACGUAAACAACGUCAAAACAUACGCACACUAUUCCCACUUUAGUUUAGGAUCUGAAGAAGAGGGGUACCCUUUGAAGGUCCUUGGGGGUUACACUGGUACUGCGGGCGACUCCUUAAGCUACCACGCAGGAAGUAGAUUUAGUGCUAAAGAUAGGGAUGAAGAUUCUUGGAAUGAAGGACAUUGUGCCCAAGCUCAUGGGGGCGCCUGGUGGUACAAAUCCUGCGACAAAAGCAACUUAAACGGUAAAUACUUACCAGGACCACAGCCCGAUAUGUUCGCUUAUCAACCGAUGUACUGGGAUACAUUUACCGGCCCGCAGACCGGACUAAAGUACGCUAGAAUGAUGGUGCGUCCCAGGCAGGAAGUCGGGGAAACUUUAACGUCGAUGAGAAUGUAAAAAUAUGUUUUAAUUUGUAUUAUUGCUGCCAUAUUGUUUAUUACAUAGAGGAUACUGUGUAUGUAAAUUAACUAGCCAUUGAAAUGUAAAAGACUAUCUUUAUUGUUUUAGACUUUGUAUAUAAGUAAUUCUAUCUAUUUUUUCGUUAAGUUGGGCUAUCUGAAACAAUAAAUAAUAAAUAAAAUUUGA
Anthonomus grandis grandis is the source of this 1608-nucleotide messenger RNA. Its product is annotated as fibrinogen C domain-containing protein 1-like. The record is from RefSeq and is a predicted model, not a curated record. The transcript has 6 exons. Bases 220 to 1419 code for a protein of 399 amino acids. NCBI's taxonomy places the organism in Eukaryota, Metazoa, Arthropoda, Insecta, Coleoptera, Curculionidae.